Messenger RNA from Labrus mixtus (cuckoo wrasse), 2661 nucleotides. RefSeq names its product deoxynucleoside triphosphate triphosphohydrolase SAMHD1-like. The transcript is spliced from 11 exons. NCBI's taxonomy places the organism in Eukaryota, Metazoa, Chordata, Actinopteri, Labriformes, Labridae. Gene Ontology annotation, biological process: regulation of innate immune response; defense response to virus; dGTP catabolic process. The record is from RefSeq and is a predicted model, not a curated record. Gene Ontology annotation, molecular function: dGTPase activity. Bases 243 to 1475 code for a protein of 410 amino acids. Gene Ontology annotation, cellular component: nucleus.
AACUUUUCCAAACUACCCAGGUGUGAAAAAACCUGCAUUAUCACCUUCCCAAAAACUCUUGUGCUUAACAGUUUGACAUCGGGUUGAGUUCAGCUAGCUAAAUAACCCUGAUAAAGACUGUUAGGAUGUAGUGUAUAGUAUAUUGGAUGACAUUAAGUCGCUCGUCAAAUUCUGAAGAGCUUUAGGAACUCUGACAUUGUAAGUUGUUUUUUACAUACAUACGUUUGAGAUAUACUCUUCAGAUGUGGGGGAAAUUAAAGUAUGUGGGAUUAUUAUAUUUAUGUUUUAAAUCUUGUGUUGACACAUUUAUGAGUCUGUGUGUCUUGCAGCAUGAAAAGGGCUCUUGUGACAUGCUAGACCACCUGGUGGAACAGAAUAAUCUUAAACCAGCGAUGAAGAAGUAUGGACUGAUCCCUGAAAAAGACAUAAGAUUCAUUAAGGAGAUGAUUGCUGGACCUCUACAGGAAUCUAAAGAGCAGGAGUGGCCGUACAAAGGGCGUAAAGAAGAAAAGUCCUUCCUCUACGAAAUUGUGUCCAACAAAAGAAACGGCGUUGAUGUGGACAAGUUUGACUACUUGGCCAGGGACUCUUCCUACCUGGGAAUCAAGAACAACUUUGACUUUCAUCGCUUCCUGCAGUUUGCCAGAGUGUGUAAGGUUGAUGGCAGGAAAACUAUCUGCACCAGAGACAAGGAGGAGGACAAUAUGUACGACUUGUUCUACACAAGACACCGUCUCCACAAAAGAGCCUAUCAGCACAGAGUAAACAAAGUCAUUGAACAUAUGAUUGCAGAGGCUUUUGUGAAAGCAGACGGUCACAUUGAGAUUGAAGGAUCAGAAGGAUCAGCAGGAUCAGAAGGAACAAUAGGAUCUAAAGGAUCAAGAGGGCUGUUCACUCUCUCUACAGCCUUUAAGAACAUGGAGGCCUACACAAAGCUCACAGACAACGUGUUUGAGGAAAUACUCAACUCUUCCCGUCCUGAGUUACAAGAGGCAAAAAAGAUUCUGCAAGACAUUGUCUCUCGAAAGAUCUACAAGUUUGUUGGUGAGAGAAAGCCAAAGGACCCCAUCGAGGAUUGGAAAAGCCAGAAAUAUGGCUGGAAAAUAGGAUUGGCUCGACCCUUACCUAAUGGAGAAAGCAAACUGAAACUAGAUGACUUUGAAAUCCUGGUCAUUAACAUGGACUACGGCAUGAAAGACGAGAACCCUGUUGAACAUAUGCAUUUCUACAGCAAAUAUGAGCCUGACGUGGCAAAGACAAUGUCCACAGAAAAUGCAUCCAGGAUUCGCACAACGAUCUUUUCUGAGCAGCUGAUCAAGGUCUUCUGUAAGAAGAUUGAUGAACAGAGUGUGGAGGCUGCCAAAAAGCACUUUGAACAGUGGAUGAAGACGAAGCCAAAUCUGGUUGGACCUGAGGUUAAUUUGAGCGAUCCUCCUGCAGUUGACACCAAGGAAAUUACCAAACAACAUGAAUAACACUGAGUAAUAUUCUCAUUCAGACCUAGCACCCAUGUUUUUUCUCGCUUUUAUCAUAUACAUCUGUAUGUACAGCUGUAUCAUUCUUUUAAAAAUUAGUUCCAACAACACACAACAUGUUUUUAUUCUGAGGACAAAGAUACAUCAUGAUAUAUGAUACCACUCUGUACAAUUACGGGGCCUGCAGUCAAUAUGAGACAGUAUCAUUGGCCCAUUUAAUUCACUGUGUUACACUUCUAUCGACUCACACAGAAAACCCAUUCAAAAUUGGAUACUUUUUUUAACAUUAAGGAAAAUAUAUAUCAGUUAUAAAGCCAUAUCUCAAAGAUCACUGGAUCUGGAUCGCUUCUGGGUUUGAAUUUCUGAUCUCUAAACUGAUACAUAGACACACAUAACACUGGAUACUUACACAGCUAGCAGCUGUAUGGCUGUUGAAUACCAUUUAGGUAAAGAAAGCCAUUAUUGAAAUCCAACAAUCAUUGUCUCAAACUGAAUAUAUAAACUGCAUGUUUCUGAAUUGAUUCAGCUUUUGGUCACAUUUAUGCUUCUUUGUAGGUUGUGUAUUCUUUUUGGUCGGGGAAAGAUGUAUAGCACUCCCAACAUGUGUAAUGGAGUGAAUAUUUCACUUGUGGUUUUAUUUAGGGAUUUAUAAUACUCAGUGGUGUUUUAGUUUUGAGGUUAAUCGUUUGAAGAUUGAGGACAUGAGAUUAGAUUAUUUGUCUUUGAGUGGUGUUUAAUGAGAGAUGAUCAUAAGUGAUGUUUUGGUGACUGGUAUUAUCUUAUAUUAUAUUACUUUGUAUCUGCAGCAUUUAUUAUCACUAUUCAAUUUUAAUCUGUUUUAAAAUGAGUCUUAUUUUGGGCAUGUUUUAUAAUGUCAUCUUCUUUUGAGUUUAUGAUUCUUACUUUAAAAACUGGAACUUGUGAAAACCUUUAUUUGCAUCUAAAAACUUGAAAUUGGAAUGAAACAAUAUCUUUUUAAAUGUAUCCAUCAACUACCUUUCUUCGAUUUAUGAUGAAUGUGUUUAAAUGUAUGACACACUUUAAGUGAAGCUAUAAUUGUUUGACGAUUGGUUCUUACAUAAUGCAUCUAUGAGAACCUUUCAAGUGUAUUCCUGUUGUGAUGGGUUCAUAUCUGAUAAAAUCUGCAUAUAUUCAAAAUAAACAUCAGAGAAAAUCCUGAGUUCAA